Messenger RNA from Penaeus indicus, 803 nucleotides. RefSeq lists its product as uncharacterized. The transcript is spliced from 6 exons. Bases 1 to 570 code for a protein of 189 amino acids. Gene Ontology annotation, molecular function: protein binding. NCBI's taxonomy places the organism in Eukaryota, Metazoa, Arthropoda, Malacostraca, Decapoda, Penaeidae. The record is from RefSeq and is a predicted model, not a curated record.
AUGAACGAACUGCCAGGCACACGGAAUGACGUAGCGCGGGAUUUCCCCAGUCAGCAAUCUGGUCCUUCGAAAUCUUUAUCACCAGGAUCCCUGGGCUUUGCACCACAGUUGGUUCCAGGCUCUUGCGGUGUGCGGUCGACCUCCCUGUUUUCGAAUCCGUUUUCAUUCCGGACAGUCAUGGCCAGAUUCUCCCUCGCUUUCGGGCUGCUCGUGGUGGCACUGGUGGCGUCUGCCGAGGCCAGGAGCCCCGUCCCCCCAGGAUUCAGGCCGGGCUCUGGCUGUGACGUCAUCGCCUGCCCCGCCAUCUACGCCCCUGUCUGCGGCAGCGACGGGAAGACAUACCCCAGCCAGUGCGAUCUUAGGGCGGCCAGGUGCAGGAACCCGCGACUCAGGGUCGUGAGCCAAGGAGAAUGCAGUACUCCUUCUCAAGGUAACUGCCCGACUGCCUGCCCCUUUAACUACGACCCGGUGUGUGGCAGCAACGGCAAGACAUACGCCAACGAGUGCGCUUUGGAGGGGGACAAGUGUUCGGUCCGAGGACUCACUCUGAGUCACAGGGGAGAAUGCUAGGCCAACCGGAACAAAAGCCUCGUUCACGCUGAUUCCUCCUCCAGUGUUCUCUACCACUCCCCCCUCCUUCUCCCAUCUACUCCCCCCUCCCCCCCCCCUCAGCUGGACGUCAACGUUACUGCGGCCUUCAGUGAUCACUAAGCCAUCGACCAAGGAAGAUAUUUAACCAGUCUCUAAAAAAGAAGAAGUCAAAAUUGGUUCCUAUUCCGUAAUCUGAAUAUUACAUAAGCAAU